GCUUAUCAAUAUUCUAGCUUUCGGAUUUGAAAAUAAAUGGAUGAAUAUCUUUUUAAGAGUGGCUGAAGCAUUACGUUUUAAUUUUUGAACAAUUAGUUUCCUUGGGUGUCUCCUUCAAUUUUAUGAAAACUAGCUGAAUACUGUCAUUUAGUUACUGAAUUCAACGAUAGUAUCAAGUUAUCCUUAUUCACCACAAUGUUUUGCUUCUCUCCUUGCUGCUUCCAAGGAACUAUACAGCGGGGAAAACGCCAUUCCGUAAGUAACUUUCAACGAUGUCGGAGUGUCACGGUGACUAUCAGAAACUUCCGCCCGGUUGGGACUGUAAAGUGGACAAAACAACCGGAAAAUGCUACUAUAUUAACUACUUCACCAAAGCCAUGCAACUAGAAGAUCCAAGGAAACGCUACAAACAGUUGCAAAAUGAUAAAUGUUCAUCGGAGUCCAUUGCGAUGCAACCUCUGCAUGGGUCCCCCUAUCAUGUGUACCCUGCAAGUAACUAUCCUGCUGUUAAAGCGUUUCAGGGUCCCAACCCAAGUUUACACAACGUUUCAGCAAGCCCUCUUUUGUCGACGAAAUCGCAAGUACAAAUGGAAAUGUCUUCCAUUCUGCGCCCAUCCAGUCCGCAGACUCCGCGAAUAAAUAAUCUUCCAAGAAGGCAAACCAUUCAGGAAACGUCUUUCUCCAACAAUAUCGAUACAGAUGCCGUUGUGGCAAAAAUCAACAACAUGUUCCCCACUGCUAGUGAGAACCACAUUCGUCUCUUGCUAAAAAAAUAUUAUAACCGAGAAGCAGUAGUUAUAAGUGCGCUGCAAGUUGAGAAACAUCCGGUUACAAUGCCCGGACCAUUUGCCACGCCACCGGCUCAACGUCAUUUGUUCCACAGCAACUCAUCUGUGUUUCAAAUGACCCCGCCAUCUCGCCGUUUUGAUCCUAUGCUAUCGCGUACGGCAAGUCCUGCUCCUGGACGUCUAGGAAGUAUUGUUAGCGGUUUGUACGGAUCUCCGCGCUAUUCGCCGAAACCACAUUCGUCUCCGAAGAUGAAGCUGAGAUACCUGAAGAAUGUUUUUCCAAAAGCGGACGAAACCCUUCUACUGGAUAUUCUCGCAAACUCUGAUAAUAAUGUACAGAAGGCGUCAGAGAAACUCGUUUCUAUGGGAUACACAAAACGUGAUAUGCUAGCUGCUCCUAAACUUUCAAGUCGCAUGGAGGAGGCGAAGCGUACAGCUGAAUCCAGUGACGAAAAAAUCAUCCCUCUUCAUCCGAAGGUUCUAACAGCAGAAGAAAAAGAAUCAAUUAAGCAAACACUUCAGACACAAUACAAAUCCAUCGCAGAACGAAUCAUUCUGAUGGCUCUGGAAAGUGUUAACUAUUCCGAAGACCGAGCUUCUCAGAUUCUCCAAAUUGUUCUUCAGGAAGAUGAAUCCAAGGAGAAGAAGAAAAAGCCAAAGGAAGGAGAAACAUCGAAGUUGGAAGGCGUUGUGAAAGAAGAGCCGGAGACUAUAAGCGAAAGAAGCACUCCAAAAACAACAUCUGAUGAAGACUCACCGACCAAAAAGGAAUUCCAAUCUAUAUUAAAGCGUAUUGCAGCCAAAGGACCCAAUUCAGAAUUAUGUAACGGACCCAAUGAGGAUUUAUUACUUGCUGAUUAUGUAACUUGGAGUGGUGCGAAUCCAGACAUAUCAUUGGGCCGUAAAGGAAUAGCACAAGGAGCAGACGCUACAUUACUCAGUGAUCGCAACACCACCCUCGCACUCGGGCACAACAAUGAACUGUGCAAGGGUCCACAGGUGGGGCUUGCCAAGGGCAGUAUUUACUCGCAAAUUAACUGUGCACUAAACACUAAUGUAAAAUGCAACUAAACUAGUAACCGACAGGGUUAGGUUGUACCAGUUAUUUAUGUGACUUUUUGUGCCAAAAUUAUCAUCAUAAUUGGCUGCAUCUUGAAUUCAUUCAUGUCACAUAUUUGAAUCCAUCCUCAACUAUUUGAAACUAAUUUAAUUAUGAUUUUAUUUCGUUACUACAGGGGGAUAGUUGUAGAAAAGGUGAAGCGAGGCAAAUUAAAUAACAAUCUUUUCGAUUGGCCUCUAUUUUCUUAUAUUAUAUAUGUAGGAUUUAAUAUGGGCUUCGCUAAAGGGAAUGUGUAAUAUCUUUUAUAAUUUAAUUAAUAGCAACUCGGGGUAGCACUAAAACCCUUAACGUAAACCAUUAAAUUGAGCGACAUAAUUGUUGGUUUAGGUGAAUAUUAUCUGGGGUUUGAAGUGCAAAGAAGCAAGUUUCCGAUACCUUGAUUGAGAUUUUGGAAGUACAAAUGAAAAUUAGCAGGGAAGAACAAUUGUGCAAAUGUGGAAAGUCAAAUAUUUCUGCAUUUUCCAAGCCGUAAAUGAAUUUCAUGGCAGCAUAAGCCUGGUUGUUUUAAACUGGAUCCACGGUUAAAUUAUUUCCUUUUUUUUCAGAAGAGAUAAACCGGGUUAACCUCAUAGUCGAAAGUAAUCAAACUUUAAAGCAACAAUUUUUAUUUGAACGCUAUGAAGUUCCCAAAUUUCCAACUAAACCCCAGAAAGAUUGCAUUUUGACUAAAAGUUAACAGCGCAUGAUACAAUAACCAUUUUAUUUCCGAGACACCGGGAAAUCAACCGAGAUCCACAUCAAAUCAUUUGUAAGAUUCAAUGCUCGGCAAUGCUUAUUCGUAUUGCAUUCGGUUUCUCCUUGGCAUAAAUGUUGCUCAAAUCAUACUUCAAGUCCUUCAAUUUGUAAUUAUUCUUUAAUUUUUCAAGUUUUUUUGUCCAUAGAAAAUGUCCGCCAUGAAAUUUCAAAACCAAAUACACUAUGCAAAAUCCGUAUUCGUA
Molecule: messenger RNA, 2846 nt
Organism: Hermetia illucens (black soldier fly)
Lineage: Eukaryota; Metazoa; Arthropoda; Insecta; Diptera; Stratiomyidae
Exons: 10
Coding region: 273-1859 (528 amino acids)
Biological process (GO): cell migration; regulation of DNA-templated transcription; regulation of hippo signaling
Cellular component (GO): cytoplasm
Molecular function (GO): kinase binding; molecular adaptor activity; ubiquitin binding
Source: RefSeq, a predicted model, not a curated record